This is a messenger RNA of Rhipicephalus microplus (southern cattle tick), 1584 nucleotides long. RefSeq names its product acid phosphatase type 7. Gene Ontology annotation, molecular function: acid phosphatase activity; metal ion binding. The record is from RefSeq and is a predicted model, not a curated record. NCBI's taxonomy places the organism in Eukaryota, Metazoa, Arthropoda, Arachnida, Ixodida, Ixodidae.
GUCGCCCCACACGGAACAGCAAGCUGCCGUCAUGCAGUGAUAAACAGCGUUCCGAUAUCUGCUGCCGGUAGCUCAUCUUGAGUGCUACGCUGCCUUGUGGCUUGCGAGAGAGCAGGUCAGCAGCUGACCGCCGCUGCGCGGUUCCAGAUGUCUGGAUUAAUAUGGCUGGUCGCGGCUGCCAUAAGCGUCGUCUAUGUCGACGCCGUGCUCUACGUGGAGCCUGAACAGGUUCAUCUCUCCUAUGGAGCACUUCCUACGCAGAUGGUGGUCACAUGGACAACUUUCGAUCCGACUAACGAUUCCCUGGUGGAGUUUGGCAAGAACGGCCUAGACAAGCAAGCAAGGGGCCACAGCACCAAGUUCUACGAUGGUGGCUCCGAGAAGAGGCUCAUAUAUAUUCACAGGGUCUUGCUGGAAGACCUCAUUCCUGGAGAGAUUUAUGUGUACCACUGUGGGUCGCCGAUGGGUUGGAGUGCAACAUUCUGGUUUCGGGCGAAGAAUGCCAGCGCCCUGUGGAGCCCCCGGUUGGCCGUGUUUGGGGAUAUGGGCAACGUGAAUGCACAGUCGCUGCCCUUCCUGCAAGAGGAGGCCCAAAAAGGAACCAUUGAUGCUGCCCUGCAUGUCGGUGACUUCGCCUAUAACAUGGAUUCGGACAACGCCCGGGUAGGAGACGAGUUCAUGCGUCAGAUCGAGCCAGUGGCAGCCUACGUGCCUUACAUGACCUGUGUUGGCAACCACGAAAACGCCUACAACUUCUCCAACUAUGUCAACAGAUUUUCUAUGGUCGACCAGAGUGGGCAAGUGAACAACCAUUUCUUCAGUUUUGACAUCGGACCAGCGCACAUCAUCAGCAUGUCCACAGAAUUUUACUUUUUCGUUGAGUACGGAUUCCUGCAGAUAAAGCACCAGUACGAAUGGCUGGAGCAAGACCUCAAGGAAGCCACCCGUCCCGAGCGCCGACGCGAGAGACCCUGGAUAAUCACAAUGGGACACCGACCAAUGUACUGCAGCAACAACGACCGAGACGACUGCACCCUGAACGAAAGCAUCAUUCGCAAAGGAAUUCCUUUGGUACACCUGUACGGACUCGAAGACCUCUUCCACAAAUAUGGAGUCGACCUCGAGUUCUGGGCACAUGAGCACUCGUACGAGCGUCUGUGGCCAGUCUACGAUCGCCAGGUCUUCAACGGCAGCGUCGAAGAACCUUACAAGAAUCCCGGUGCACCAGUGCAUAUCAUCACAGGAUCAGCCGGCUGCCAGGAAAAGCUGGACCCCUUCGUGAAAAACCCGCCAGACUGGAGUGCUGCACGUUUCUCAGACUACGGAUACACAGUGAUGACGCUACACAACGGCACCCAUCUGGGCCUGCAGCAAUUUUCCGUGGAAAAUGGACUCCAGCUUUUGGACGAAAUCACAUUGAUCAAGGAAACCCAUGGAUCCUACCCCAGCCGCAAGGCCAAGUAGUGAAGCCCGGACUUGUCUUCUGUGGUCACUGCUAGCACAGAAAGCGUGCAAGAAAGACGACGUGGAAUAUUUUAACGAGGGAAAGCUCAAAUAAAUAAAACAGCAAUUUUUCAUAAAUAA